AUGCCUAUUCGCAAUCCUUUUCGCCGUGCGGGUGUGCCUGAGGCCGUCGAUGAGGCCCAGCGGAGCGCGCCGGAGAACGGUUUCAAGAGCACAGCUGUCUCGGGCGCCACGCCCCUGCAGGUCAAGGACCCCCCAUCCCCACAGCACGAGAAGCCCACGUUUUGGCACUCCAAGUCCAACGUCUCUACCACAUCCUCAAAUCACCGGAGCCUACUCAGCGAAAACGAGCCGUUUAGCAUUUCGCGCGAGAGUUUCGACUCGUAUAGGAGGUCAUUUGACAUCUCCGCGCGCUCCCCAAUCCAAGACAAUGUCCACGAAACAUACCCUCGUCAGUCGCUCGAUGCGCGCCGCUCCGUAGAUACCAGACGUUCUCUCGAUGUCCGCCGUUCGCGCGCCACACCCCGCUCGUCGAUGCAACAACCCCGCCAUAGCGAAAGCCACGAGCAAGUACCCGAGGAGGGGUUCGAGGAAGUUGGCUUGAACGACGAGCCGAAGCCCCAACCCAAGAAGCGCAGCAUCUUCUCGCGCUUCGGGGACAACAACCAUGCGAACGAGAAGACGGAAGAGCGACCCAGCUCGAGCCAUCACUUCUCUUUAACAGGCCGGAAGAGGGCUGAGAGCGGAGCGGGCUCGGAGCUCAAGCCUAUGCCAAAGCCAUCAUUUGAGGCGCCCGUGGAGUCGCGAUGA
Messenger RNA from Alternaria atra, 687 nucleotides. RefSeq lists its product as uncharacterized. Lineage: Eukaryota; Fungi; Ascomycota; Dothideomycetes; Pleosporales; Pleosporaceae. Bases 1 to 687 code for a protein of 228 amino acids. The transcript has 3 exons. The record is from RefSeq and is a predicted model, not a curated record.